Messenger RNA from Entrophospora sp. SA101, 1332 nucleotides. Lineage: Eukaryota; Fungi; Glomeromycota; Glomeromycetes; Entrophosporales; Entrophosporaceae. The record is from the annotation of a GenBank genome assembly.
AUGCCCUUAACUCUUGGAACUUAUUCGGUAGUUGGAUUGGUUGCUUUCCUAGCAAUCAGAAGAUCUAAGGCAAAAAAACCUGAUCCGUUUACUUCCAGUCCACCAAUCAAUGCGUCUUCAGUUGAAGAGGAAUUGUUCAUUAAAGAAUUUAUGAAAAUUGUUGUUAAUUGGAGUAAAAAGAAGCACGAGUUGGAAGUUGACACAGAUGAGUCAGUUGAAAUAUUUAAAUCUCAAAUCUAUACAAUGACAGGAGUAGCUCCAGAAAGACAAAAAAUUAUGACUAAAGGAGUAUUAUUAAAGGAUGAUACUGAUUUUAAUACUUUAAACAUCAAAGAGGGACAAAAAUUUAUGAUGACGGGAACUAUUGGAGAAUUGCCAGAAGUGCCACAUCAAAAAACUUUAUUUAUUGAAGAUAUGUCAGACCAACAGUUAGCAGAAACUAUUACUAUCAGUGACCAAGACAAUCAAAGAAACUUGGUCAUGUCUUUAUGUGAACUUUACAACCAAUUGAAUCUGACAACUGAAGGAUAUUCACCAUGGAACUUUUUACAAACAUUACGAACAGCUUUUCCUCAAUUUGCACAGCGUAAUAAUCACGGAUUUAUGCAACAAGAUGCCGAAGAAUGCUGGUCUCAAAUUGUGUCUUCAUUGAAUGGUCAAAAUCUUCUUUUAUCUCAAAAUGCUGCUGCAGAAGAAGGAUCAUCAACUUCUAGUACGCAAUCUUCAUUUGUUGAGAAAUAUAUGACUGGUGAAUAUACUUCUAUUUUAAAAUUAAAACAUGAUGGGGAUGAUAAAGAAGCAGCACUAGAUGAAGAACCUGCAUUAGAUGAAGAACUUGAAAAACAUUCACCUACACUAAAUCGACAAGCUAAAUAUACUAAAAAGUCACGUAUUAGUCGUCUGCCUUCAUACCUUACGGUUCAUUUUGUGAGGUUUUUUUGGAAAAGUCAACAACAAAUGAGAGCAAAAAUCUUGCGCAAGGUUAUAUUUCCUUUUGAAUUUGAUGUCACAGAAUUUUGUACAGAUGAAUUAAAGAAAAAAUUAUCACCAGCAAAGAAUCGAUUGAUUGAAUUGGAAAAAGAAAGGGAAGAAGCUAAGAGAAUGAAAAAGCUCACCAAAAAUUCUGAUCAAAAGGAAAUAGAAGAAAUAAAAAAAAAAGAUGAGUCAGGUAUUGAAGAGGUUAAAAAAUUAAUUGACCCAGAUUUGGUAAAAGAUGUUGGAUCCAAUUUCACAGGAUUGUAUGACCUUUGUGCAGUCUUGACUCAUACUGGACGAAGCGCCGAUUCUGGACAUUAUAUUGCUUGGGUGCGCAAAGAUGAUAAUUGUAUGUAA